UUUUUUUUCUCGUUACUUGGAUUAGGUUAAUGUUAAAGUCCAGUUAGUUGCAAUUUCUGUUCUGUAGAGUUACAAUUCUCUCUCCGGUUAAUUUACUAAUUUUACCUCAAACCAAUCAACUAAUUUUCUUAAUUACAGUUUCAGUUUGUCAACUUCAUCACUUCAUCCGCAUCACUUUCCAUUGAAACUUACAAAAAGACACAAGAAUCUCAACUUUUUACCUUUUUUUUCAUCAAUUUCAUUUUCUAUUUUAAGUUUUUUUUUUAUUCUCUCCGUUUGUUUUUUAACUAAUUAACUUUCUCUACUUUUAGUCAAUCAUCUUAAUUGUAUUUUUCGAUUAUUUCAAUCAUAAUUGUAAUCUUUACCAAUGGAAUCAAUUGAUAACGACUCACCAAUCACUUCAUUUUACCGAAACAAAUCAGUCUUCGUAACGGGAGCUACUGGUUUCCUUGGAAAGGUUCUAGUUGAGAAACUUGUUCGAUCCUGUGAGGUUAAACAUAUCUACAUUUUAUUACGAUCUAAACGAGGUAAAAAUGUCCAACAACGACUUGAAGAGUUCCGAGAAAAUAAUGUUUUCAAAGCUUGUGAUCCAAAUAAAUUGUCGUCGACUUUAAUUGCUUUGGAUGGUGAUCUAAGCCUCGAGGGCUUGGGACUGGACCCUUUGGACCGAAAGAAAAUAACUGAUGAAGUUUCAAUUGUUUUCCAUUCGGCAGCUUCAGUGCGUUUCGAUGAUCCUUUAAAGGAUUGUUUGACCACUAAUGUAAAGGCCACUAAAUGGGUUCUCGAUUUGUGUAAAGAGAUCAAAAAUCUCGAAGUGUUCGUUCAUGUGUCCACUGCUUAUGCUUAUUGUCAGAAAUCAUUGUCCGGUGAGGUGAUUUAUCCAAUGAAAGUCGAUGUCGAUGAGAUAUUAAAGGCCAGUGAAAGUAUGGACAAUGAGGCAUUCGAAGCAAAAUACUCGAAAUAUCUUGAAGAUCGUCCAAACACUUAUACCUUUACCAAAGCUUUGGCUGAACAAUAUAUUAAAAAUCAUGGAACUGGACUGACCAUUGGAAUAGCCCGACCUUCAAUCAUCACAGCCACAUGGAAAGAGCCUUUACCUGGUUGGGGUGAUACGAUUAAUGGUCCAAGUGGUGCUUGUUUACUUGGUUCAUUGGGAAUCGCUCGAACCAUGUAUUUGAAGCCAAAUUGUACUUCGGACUUAAUUCCAGCCGAUACCGUGGUAAAUGGUUUAAUCAAUAUCGGCUGGUACAUGGCUACAAUUAAUUCAAAAGAUAAUAAUAAUCAGGAUGAUGAGAAGAUGAAAGUUUUCAAUAUAACCUCUGGUGAUGUUAAUCCAGUCACAUGGGAACAGUUUUUAAGCUAUGGCCGUGAGGCCGCUGUUGAGGCUCCGUCACUUCAAGUUUUACGACCUCCGGUCAAAGUGAUGCAGGGUAAUCGGGUUUCCAAAUUUGAUCAUCUAAUGACCAAAUAUUUUUCCGAAUUACUAUUUGCUUACCUGUUUGAUUGUAUUCUGUUCAUUGUUGGCCAACAAAGAAGAUUGGUUCGAGUGGUUGGUAAAAUGCAUCAAGCAUUUGGAUUGUUGACUUAUUUUACUCGACGCCAAUGGAGUUUUCCAUGUGAAAAUUUUCAAAAAGUGCACGAAAAUUUAACGGAAACGGAUAAGCUGAAAUUCAAUAUCAAUAUUCGUCCACUUAAUUGGCGCACAUACACAAAUACUUUAUAUCUUGGAAUAAGAAAAUAUCUUCUUAAAGAGGAAGAUUCAACUAUCCCGGAAGCUAAAAAACGAUUGACAUGGAUUUACAUUGGUUAUUAUUUAGCUCAAUCAUUGAUUUUCUCAUUCAUCAUGUACAUAUUUUGUAAACCACUCUUCAGGCUUUUCCUUAAUUAAGAUAAUUAUGAUAACACUUUUUAGAUAGAAAAAAAAAACUUUUUUUAAUUGCUGGUCUACUUUUCUUUUAAUCCAAAUAAUCAAUAUUAAUCACUAAUGGAUUUAUUAUUUUUACUCCAACGGAUGAUGAUAAUGAUGGUGACCAAUUACCUCUGCUUAAGUAAAUCAUGUUGGUCCAGUUAAUUGUGAUGAUUAUCGUUCAUUGAUUAUCAUCAAAACUUUUUAAAUAAUAUUUUUAAUCUCAAUCAUGAUUGUAUAUUCAAAAUUAAAAUUGACUUUACUAUUAAAUCAUCAAAUUAACUUGAUUAAUAUAUAUAUAUAUAAA
This is a messenger RNA of Panonychus citri (citrus red mite), 2213 nucleotides long. RefSeq names its product fatty acyl-CoA reductase 1-like. The transcript is spliced from 5 exons. Bases 368 to 1888 code for a protein of 506 amino acids. Gene Ontology annotation, molecular function: alcohol-forming very long-chain fatty acyl-CoA reductase (NADP+) activity. The record is from RefSeq and is a predicted model, not a curated record. Gene Ontology annotation, cellular component: peroxisome. Gene Ontology annotation, biological process: long-chain fatty-acyl-CoA metabolic process. NCBI's taxonomy places the organism in Eukaryota, Metazoa, Arthropoda, Arachnida, Trombidiformes, Tetranychidae.